UGCUCUGUUAAGCAAACUCUGUCGGUUCCCCAAAAAAAAAAAAUUCUGUCGGACCGACCAGAAUUCAUCUCAUCCUUGCACACAAAAUCCAAAUUGCCCGUUGUUUUUCCUUACUUUUUCAACCCCAAAAAAAGGAAAUUUUUAUCACCAAUAUGCCCUUCAAUUUUAAUUUCCCAAUUUUCCCCCAAAAGUAAAAAUUCUUUUGCUUUUCCAUCUCUUCUCACCAUCAUCAUCACCAUCAUCAUCACCAUCAUCGUCGUCAUCAUCAUCAACCUACUGUACCGCUCGUCGGAGGAUUCCCUCCGGUUCCCCUCUGCUGUGUUUGCGGCAGGUUGAAGAAAAUUCGAUCUUGUUUGCGGUGCUUCGAGGUUUUCUCGCUCCUUUGACUUCUGCAGAAAUCAGAGUUUGGGAAGUUGCUUUGCCCGAUUAAUCGGUAGGAUUCUGCUGAGGGUGAUGUCUAGUCAAUUUUCGAGUGGGGGUUGCCUGUUUUGGAGUAGUAUGUGUUGAACGUUGAUGACCAGCAUGAAACUCGAAUCUUGGAGCUGAAAAGCAUGAGCAUUGAAUCUUCUCCCACAGGGAUGAGCAUGCAGAUAGAACAACAGGAUUCCUCAGUCCAUGGGGCAGACCUUCAACCUGAGGGUGCUUUGACUUCUGAUGGAAAUGCGAGUGCACCUGCUUUGUCCUCUGACGAUGUUGUGCAGCAACCUGCUAAAAGACCAACUCGUCAAUGGGCUGCUUGGACUCGUGAAGAGGAGGAAAGUUUCUUCACUGCGCUAAGACAAGUUGGCAAGAAUUUUGAGAAGAUCACUUGCCGUGUCCAAAGUAAAAACAAGGAUCAGGUCAGACAUUAUUAUUAUCGCCUUGUGAGGAGAAUGAACAAACUACUAGGUCCUAGAUUAUGUCUCGAUGCAAAAAACUCAAAAGACACUAAUGCUGCAAUGCUUAAAUGGUGGUCCCUUCUUGAGAAAUAUAGCUUCAAAGCCUCAAAACUUCACUUGAAGCCUCGAAGGUUUAAGAUAUUUGUAGAAGCUUUGGAACAUCAACUUUUGAAGGAGCGCAAAAAGAGUGUGAGGAAGCGUUCUCAGGGGGAAAAUUCAUCUCCCUCUCCAUGCACUCUUUCGAGUCAGAGCAGACCUUCUGCUCAUGAUAGCCAGAGUGUAAAAAUGGUUCUUGUUGACAGUCAAAACAUUCAGAAAUUAGGUCCUGGAAAGCCUUCGUUCAAGCGCAACGUAAGCUUAGGGACUACCCGUAGUAACAGCAAAGGAGAAUCAACUUCUUUAAAACAACCGAGACGACGACGGAAACCUGGCGUUAUCUCGCCCAGCUCAUAUAAAAAGUGGGAAAAGGCUGCAAUAGCUGGGGUUUCUUUGGUUGCUGAUGCUGCCGAGCAUGUUGAGCGUACUGCUGCUGAUGCUGCGGAGCAUGUCCAGAUUACUGCUGAUGCUGCACGGCGUGUCAAGGCUACUGCCACUGUUGAGCAUGUCAAGCCCUCUGUUGCUGAUGCUGCAGAGCAUGUCAAGCCCACUGAUGCUGAUGCUGCAGAGCAUCUCAAGUGCACUGCUACUGAUGCUGCACAGCAUGUCAAGGGCAGUGCUGCUGAUAAAGACAUUAGACCUGACCAAAGUAUUCCAGGAAAAGGGGGUUCAGAUCCUGCUCGUGGAGUGCCUCCCAUUUCACAGAAUCAUCUCAUGGGAGGUACAAAACUCAAGCUUCAGCUGUUCCCAAUUGAUGAUGGCACACGAAGAGCCUUGGAAAUGGAUAAACACAAUCCGCACCUAGAGCUCACCCUUAGCACCCGAAAGAAGAUAUCUUCAGUUCUCGAACAUCUGAAUCGCAAGUGGGGUAGUUCAAGCGUGGCACAUGGAGAGCUAAUGCUCUUUCCUUAUGGUGUUCAACGAGAGAACCUCCUGGGCUGUACAAAGUGGACUCAAGACUCCAUUUGUAGUGCUGCCGAUGUAUAUGCAAUGAUUGGAAACCCUGCAGUUUUCCGAUUGUGGUACGGUUGGUUUACAAAUACGGGAGCACCUGUGGGGCAAUGCUGCUUUCCUGGGGAUUUGACACGCCGUUCACCAGUCGCUAAUAGUUGUCCCGAGAAGGUUGGAGAUGUACAAAGGGAUCAGCUACUUCUUUCCGCUAGAAACCAUGAUGGGCUGAGUGGACCUAACGAUACACGGGAGCAAAUAAAUUGUGCUGCUGAAACUGCUGCUAUGCCAUGCAGUGUGAAGCAGACUGGGGAUGAGAACUUGAAGCACAAUGACGAGGACGACCACAGAACUGCCAAUACUGCUGCACUCUCAGCCGGGGAAUGGGCUGAUAGUCUUACUAACAUAAGCAUUGGUGAUUUGCUUUCGGAAGUUGCUCACAGUGAGGAAGUUAACUGUGCGGAGACUUCUGCUGCGAAAGCUCCUCAAUGUGCGCAGCAAUUCUUUAUUAGCUGCGACUCAUUUGACGCAGCGGUAGCUGCCCAUAUGUCAAAAUAUCAGGACAAGGGGGCAUUUCAGUCAACCUUCUCAUCCCACAUAUCGUCUUCUAUAUGGGAUGCUGAGGAAACCUGUGAUGCCUUCUUGUUCAGGAAGACUGCUACUGCAUGUGAGGAGGACCCUUGUGGGAAUAAAUCCGUAGGAGCCACUGAAGCGACAGGGAGAACGAUUCCUGCAGGCUCAGAUGGAUUCGUUGAGGAGUCGCCUGAAGUAAAAAUGGCUGCAAAGGAUCCUGAUGGUGAUGGCCCUGUCGAGGAUUAUCUGUCUGAUGAUCAAAUGAUCAUGGAGAACUCGACCCCGGAUUUUUCAGAAUUAACUGAUAUAUAUUGGCCUGAAUCCCUGGGACCGUUAGAUUUGGAUAUACCAGCUCCGAACUACGGCAGUGAAGAUCUGAUCUUAAGUGACAGCCUGAGCUGCUUGAACCGCCUAAUAGCAAGUAGUCUCGACGCAUUCCAAAACUGCUCGUUCUUCGGGGUCGACAAGAAGGAACCGGAGCCAACAACCAUGGAAGGCCGGGAGACCGCCCCCUUCAGGAUAAGUAGUGGAGUUUAGGCUUGAGGGGGAAGUGUCCACAAUGCGGACUAAUCAACUUGCUGUUUGGCUUGACAGUAGAGGCUUCUGAGGGCAAUGAAGUCGUCCGAGCCCUUCAGAAGCUGCUCUCGAUGGUUUCUACAAAUAUAGAUCCGAUGUCACUUGUGCAACGCUGUAAUCAAAUGAUCGUCGCCCUUUCUGUAUAUGCACAUCUCACAAUCAAUAUAAACAGUUUUUUGUUGUGUA
Punica granatum (pomegranate) is the source of this 3257-nucleotide messenger RNA. NCBI's taxonomy places the organism in Eukaryota, Viridiplantae, Streptophyta, Magnoliopsida, Myrtales, Lythraceae. The record is from RefSeq and is a predicted model, not a curated record.